CUCUCCACCAUGCUCAUCGACAAGCUAGGCAACUACUUCUUAUCUUUUCUUUCAAUCGUUUCGCCUCUGAAAUGGGCAUGGAACUUCUUGCUUCUUCACACCUUGUUCCCUUAUGACAUGCCAGGAAUUGGCGAAGAUCUUAAGCUAGGGAGGUGCAACUACCACAAGCAAGAGUCGGAUGAGGAAGUGGUUGAAUGUGCUAUUUGUCUAUGCAAUAUUGAUGACGAUGAAGAGAUUAGAGAGUUGAGAUGCGACCAUCUUUUCCAUAAAGUUUGCUUGGAUAGAUGGAUUGGAUACCGGAAUUCAACUUGUCCCAUUUGUCGCAGUUGUAUGACUCCUCGGAGGCUGGUUGCCGGCAUGGAAGUGAUGCUUUUCAAUUAUGUUUCUUUUGAUGAUUACCGCCGCCGUGAUACCUGGUGGCUUCGUUGAAUAGGAGUUUAGUCGGGGAGGAGGCUUGAACUUAAACUUUUGACUUACAAGUAUCAAGCACACCUGCUAAGUUAUGUGACAGAUAAUACUUCUCCUACUCCAUAAUCCA
This is a messenger RNA of Theobroma umbraticum, 538 nucleotides long. Its product is annotated as E3 ubiquitin-protein ligase RHA2B-like. Lineage: Eukaryota; Viridiplantae; Streptophyta; Magnoliopsida; Malvales; Malvaceae. The record is from RefSeq and is a predicted model, not a curated record. Gene Ontology annotation, biological process: protein ubiquitination. Gene Ontology annotation, molecular function: ubiquitin protein ligase activity; zinc ion binding.